AAGAAGAAGAAGAAGAAGAAGAAGAAGAAGAAGAAGAAGAAGGAGCAGCGCGGUUGGGAUGCGCGCCACCGCGUGCAGGUAUACUGCUGAUCGAUUAGCGCGGGUCCUAAAGCGCGGUCCCGAACUACCGUCUUCUCUGGUCGAGGAGGAGAGCUCUGGAGAACACACAACAGACCUCUUCACUGCAGAUGAUCUGAGCUGAAACAUGAGGAAGCAUACUCACAGGUGGUGCCAGACUCCCCCAUCAGUAACUGUCCGGGUCAAACCCAGCAGUUCACACUCUAUCCAAAAGAGAAGAUGUCUCCGGUUCAAGAGAUCCAAUGGCCAGGACACCCAGGGCCCACCAGGGAAGAGCCAGUCGAGCCAUUGUCGAGAUGAGCUGUAUCAUGCCAAAAUGUCCACACCGCCAACUAUUGUCAUCCAGAUGCAAGAAAUGGCUUCAUUCUUCAGACUUUUAGAUGAUGACCUGAUCAGGGACUUUCUGUGGAUGGACUGUUGCUGUAAAAUGACUGACAAGUACCUCCUAGCCAUGACCUUUGUGUACUUUAAAAGGGCUCACUUCACUAUUGCUGAAUACACCAGGAAGAAUUUAUUCAUUGCACUUUAUCUCGCCAACACCAUGGAGGAGGAUGAGGAGGAGAUUAAAUAUGAGAUUUUUCCAUGGGCACUGGGCAAGAACUGGAGGAAGCAGUUUCCCCGCUUCCUCCAGCAGCGAGACUUGCUGUGGGCCCGCAUCAACUUCAGAGCUGCUGUCAGCAGGCGCUGCUGUGAAGAGGUGAUGGCCAUUGCACCCUCUCACUUCGUGUGGAAGCGAGUGCGAUCAGAGCAUCACAGCGGUGCCCAGCGGCAGUAUGGUGACCAAGAGCACACUAUCAUUCCCCGUGGGCCCUCUGCCUCUCCACUAUCCUGUGCCCUCUGUAACCAAGGCACCAGGUCACAUCAAGGCCCAGGCUUCUUGUCACCCUCCAGAGGACCUUCUGCUCAGACAUCAAGCCCUGCCCUCCCACACCCAUUCACCUCCAUAUUGAGUUUGGAGAUAACUCCACCCAGAGCCUCUCUCCAGAAGACAGUGGGGACUAAAAUCCAGGCACAGCAUUUGUCCUCUUGUUGUGUGGGUGAGGUUCCCAGAGCUGAGGGUUCCUCUGGGUCCUCAUACGACACAUCCAUGGACUGGAUCAGUGAGGAGUAAAGCAUCACACCACCUCCACUCUCUUUGCCCUGAUGGAGCUGUUCUGUUUAUCACUAUCUGUCCUCUUUAAUGCCACUUCACCAAAGUAAAGGCCUUAACUCACUGGUUUGCAUCUACCUCUUCUAAUGCAAACAUAACUGGUCAGGAAUAAGUUAACUAUUUAUGAGACUGGAAAUAGUUGUAAGAAUGAGCUAAUGUCAUUUUAGACAUCAUAUUGUGAUGGAAACAUGCGAUAAGGUUGAUAUUGCACCAAACACCAAAGAGUUGUUAGGGUUUGUUUAACUUGCACUGAGUUCUUGAUGUUUAUGUUAUUAUUUAUAUAUUUAUAUUAUUUAUGAACUGAAGUACCUCUGGAAACAUUUGUUAAUACACUUAAGCACAGAUGUUAAAAUGUCAAAGUCUUUCACAUACUGGGAUCCAACUGCAUGGGCUUUAUGUUACCAGUGUGCCUGUAUGACAAACAAACACUGCCUCUGAGUUCUGAAUAAAUGCCUGAACUGUG
This is a messenger RNA of Acanthopagrus latus (yellowfin seabream), 1691 nucleotides long. It is a transcript of the gene spdya, whose product is annotated as speedy/RINGO cell cycle regulator family member A. Gene Ontology annotation, biological process: positive regulation of cyclin-dependent protein serine/threonine kinase activity. The transcript is spliced from 8 exons. The record is from RefSeq and is a predicted model, not a curated record. The coding region runs from base 206 to 1189 and encodes 327 amino acids. NCBI's taxonomy places the organism in Eukaryota, Metazoa, Chordata, Actinopteri, Spariformes, Sparidae. Gene Ontology annotation, molecular function: protein kinase binding.